GGGCUUCUUAUGUUAAAAUUCAAUAACUUUUUUCUGCGCCAUUGUAGCUGACCUCUUCCCUACCCUACUAUUUAUUUGGAUUUUCUCUCCAAUUUCUCCCUGUUUCUUGUGCCUCAGAAUUCUCUGCCUGAAAUCCUAACAACCUGCAAUCUCUCUCUCUCUCUCUCUCUACCAAUUGGAAUUGGUGUUUAUCUUCUGAAACCUCUUCACUUCUUAGGCCUGACAGUGUAACUCCCCUCAGUGAUGCCAUUGUUUUGGCCAUAACAGUAAAAGGGCUCAGAGACUGUUCAAGCUUCUAUGGGUCGGUCUCCUUGCUGUGAAAAAGUGGGACUGAAGAAAGGGCCAUGGACUCCUGAGGAAGACCAGAAGCUCUUGGCUUACAUAGAGGAGCAUGGCCAUGGAAGCUGGAGAGCCUUGCCUGUAAAAGCUGGGCUUCUUAGGUGUGGGAAGAGUUGUAGACUGAGGUGGACUAACUAUUUGAGACCUGAUAUUAAGAGAGGGAAGUUCAGUUUACAGGAAGAGCAGACAAUUAUUCAACUUCAUGCUUUGCUUGGGAACAGGUGGUCGGCAAUCGCGACUCAUUUGCCUCGAAGAACCGAUAAUGAGAUCAAGAAUUACUGGAACACCCACCUGAAGAAGAGGCUCGCGAAGAUGGGCAUCGACCCGGUCACCCACAAGCCCAAGACCGACGCCCUCUGCUUGGUCGACGGGCAGAGCAAGAACGCUGCCACCCUCUCCCACAUGGCUCAGUGGGAGAGUGCAAGGCUCGAAGCGGAGGCCCGGCUCGUCCGAGAAUCAAAGCUUCGCUCCGCCUCCACUAAUCAUAGCAAUAGUAAUAACAACAAGAAUAAUUACAGUAAGCUCCUCCAACCGCCGCUCAGCUUUUCUGCCACUCAAAUUCAACAGCAGCAACCGAAAGAUUGCUCGGGUCUGCCGCUCUGCCUGGAUGUUCUCAAAGUGUGGCAGGGUGGCUGGCAAAACAAGAUCAUGAGGUGCAACGGCCAAGAUUUGGCCAUGCUCGAGUCACCGACUUCCACUCUCAGCUUCGGUGGUGACAACAACAGCUCGUUGCCGAAUCCGGCUGCUGUGGGAUUUGGAGGGGAGAAUCCGGCAGCCGGUAACGAGUUCGUGGAGAAUCAGAUGAUGCUGGGGCCAUCGGAUGAGAAAGAGGAGUACUUGCCAUCUCUGUGUGAUCAGGACGAGGGGCUCAAAUGCGGCGGCGUUUACUCCUUCCUCCAACAAGCAUUGCGAAGGUCGUCUUCUCAAAAUUUUCCCCUAACAGCAAACGAAGAAGAAGAGAAGGAGGAGGUGACCAGGAAGCUCGCCGGAAACAGGCUUGAAAAAGUGGACGGCCUCUUCACAAGCCUGCAAGACAUGGUUUUCCCAGCAGAUAAUUCUGGCGACUUCAAGGCCGGGUCGGGCUUUAACAUGGAGGGCUUCAUGAGUGGCGACCUCCUCGUCGUGUUGGCCGACGCCCACAGUGAGCCUGAAAACAGGCUGCAGAGCUCCAACGACCAAAUUUCCGGCGAAAACGCCCGAGCCAACACCACUGAAGAGGACCACAAGAGCUAUUGGAACAAUAUCUUUAACCUGGUGAAUUCUCCACCAGCUGCCUCCCCCAUAUUCUGAUAUUUUCGACCCAAAAAGCAGGCCGAAAAGUACCAGGAAUAAAGGGUACAAGUAUCGAUCCAGGGUGAUGUUAUCAUAGAGAAGUUGAAGUAAAAAAACGACAAUUACAGUUGAGAUGGGUUAGAGAUGUUAGUGAUUAGGAGGAGGUUCUAUUAACAGGGGGUGGGGUGGGGUGAUCUGUUUGUUCAUGUUCUUCUUUUGUUGUUUUGAUUGGGUAGUACUACUCUUCUCUGCGACAACAACCGCAAGUGUAAGAAAAAGCAGGGUUGAUUUAAUAAGAAUGAGUGCCCAACGUUACGGCGCACUUGCAGUGA
Molecule: messenger RNA, 1943 nt
Organism: Amborella trichopoda
Lineage: Eukaryota; Viridiplantae; Streptophyta; Magnoliopsida; Amborellales; Amborellaceae
Source: RefSeq, a predicted model, not a curated record